UAGAUGUUCUCUUUCCGCCAUCUUUAGCACCUGAGCAGCCGUCUGGCUCGCCUGGCAGUGGAGGACAAACUGUGCCACAGCUUCCAGGCCUUCCACUCUGCCUACAGCGACACUGGCCUGCUUGGCAUCUACUUCGUGAGUGACAAGCACAACAUUGAUGACAUGAUGCACUGGACCCAGAACGCCUGGAUGAACCUUUGCACCACAGUCACAGAGAGUGAUGUUACUAGAGCCCAAAACGCUCUGAAGGCCACCUUGAUUGGACAGCUCAACGGAACAACGCCAAUUUGUGAUGACAUCGGCAGACACAUUCUGAACUACGGACGGCGUAUUCCUCUGGCAGAGUGGAACGCCAGGAUUGAUGCUGUAACUCCUAGGAUGGUGCGUGACAUCUGCUCCAAAUACAUCUAUGAUAAGUGUCCUGCAGUAGCAGCUGUCGGUCCUAUUGAGCAGCUGCCCGACUACAACAGAAUGCGAAGUGCAAUGUACUGGCUCAGAUUUUAGGCAAAGAAACGGUGUUGUUCAGUUUGUCCUCUUCCCCUUGGCCUAGCUAUUCUUCUAUCCCUGCAAAUGUUAACACAAUCCACCCGUCUUCUCUCCCUUUUUAUUUUUUUUUAUCCCACCCCCCUCUGACUAGUCACCCAUGAGGGAUGCCGCAAGUCUGUCCGUAAAAUAUACUCUGUAUAUUAAUUGUAUACUCAUCAUCUGAAACCUUGUUGUAGAGAAAAUUGCAAUGAUUACAGAGUUGGUUUCAUGAUAAUUACCUAAAAUAAUUCAGCAAAAAAAAAAAUCAAUGUCAGAUGGAGCAACAAGAGUAUAUUUAUACAGACCGUAUACAUUGUUUUAUGUCCAUUAUUGUACAUACCAGAAGCUGUCAUUCAGACGGAAAUAAAAACGGUGAAACUUU
Cyprinodon variegatus (sheepshead minnow) is the source of this 907-nucleotide messenger RNA. RefSeq names its product cytochrome b-c1 complex subunit 1, mitochondrial-like. Gene Ontology annotation, molecular function: metal ion binding. The coding region runs from base 163 to 504 and encodes 113 amino acids. The record is from RefSeq and is a predicted model, not a curated record. Lineage: Eukaryota; Metazoa; Chordata; Actinopteri; Cyprinodontiformes; Cyprinodontidae. Gene Ontology annotation, cellular component: mitochondrion. The transcript is spliced from 6 exons.